Messenger RNA from Rotaria sp. Silwood1, 1317 nucleotides. The record is from the annotation of a GenBank genome assembly. Lineage: Eukaryota; Metazoa; Rotifera; Eurotatoria; Philodinida; Philodinidae.
AUGAAUUCUUCGAACGAAUUUAAUCAAAUUGAUGAGAAUUCUAUUGUAAUUAAUUAUGAAAAAAUAUACAAAAAUAAAAUUGAAGAUGAUUUAUAUGAUGUUAAAGAAAUGAUGGAUGAUAAACAUGAAAAAAAAUUGAAUAUAUCAACAGAUUCAUAUCAAACAUUUAAACCUUUAAUGAACAAUGAUCGUUUAGAUCAAAUUCAUCAAACAAUUCUUCAUGUUUCUCAAUGUAAUCUUAUCACAGAUAAUGGUGAUAUUAUUCAUUGUCUGAAGAAUAAUAGUGAAGAUUUUCAAAAAUCAAAACUCAUCAUUCGUCAAUCAAUUGAUUCUUUUUCAAAAUAUGAAGAUGAUGGAAUUGUCGAACCUAAUACAACACCAGAAAAUUCUCUAACAAUAAAUGAACAUCGAAAUUAUGUUACGAAUAAUAAUGAAGAAGAAGAAGAACAAAAAAUAGCAAUGAAAUUUCAUAAUGAUCAUCAUCUUAAAACAAAAUAUAAUUUCAUAACUGAACAUCCUUUAACACAUGUUGAUAGUCAACAUUCAAUAUUAAUUGAAAGAAUAUCAAAUGAAGAAAACGACAAUGAUCAGUUUCACUUGAUACAUUUAGAAAAGAUCAAUGAAGAACAAAAUGAAAAAUCUGAUUUGAAAAAUUUAAAUGCAUAUGAAUCUUGUCUUUCUUCAUUGUUAAUACAUAAUAAAUCACAAGAAAAUGAAUUCAAUAUUAUUCCAAUUACCGAAUAUUCUUAUAAAAAUAAUCAAAAUUCUAUUAAUUAUUUAUUGAUGUGUCAUAUCUCUCUUGUUAACAUUGAGUAUUGUACUACUUCAAAAUAUUUUAUAAUUCCUCAAUUAAUUGAAAAUCAUAUUGAAUCUUUCGAUUGUUUUCAACAAUAUUGGUCACCACAAUUAUAUUUAACAAAAUUGAUUAAUUCAAAUAGAUCAGAAAAUAUUUUAUCUAAUCACUGGUCAUUAUUGAUUUUAUAUUCUAAGUUUAUUAUAACUCGAUUAUAUUUAUUCUAUUCUUAUAUUAAAAUUUUUCGAUAUGACAUACUCUUAUUUAGUUUUUAUUAUUUAUUAGGUACACUUUUUGGAAUGAAUGCAUAUUUAUUUAUUGAUUUUCUUUUACUUAUAACUUGUAUUAUUUCUAUUUGUAUGAGCACAUAUAAAAAAUGGGUAUUUUUUUAUAUUUAUUCAAACAAAUAUGAUAAUAAUGAUAAUGAAUUGACUUAUGUUGAAAACAAAAAUCAAUAUUGGAAACUUUUAAAAUUAAUCGCAUAUGGAUUCACAAUAGGAACAAUAUCAACUUAUUUUAUGUAA